Molecule: messenger RNA, 3820 nt
Organism: Gadus chalcogrammus (walleye pollock)
Lineage: Eukaryota; Metazoa; Chordata; Actinopteri; Gadiformes; Gadidae
Gene: stat5a
Product: signal transducer and activator of transcription 5a
Exons: 21
Coding region: 282-2636 (784 amino acids)
Biological process (GO): regulation of cell population proliferation; cell surface receptor signaling pathway via JAK-STAT; growth hormone receptor signaling pathway via JAK-STAT
Molecular function (GO): RNA polymerase II cis-regulatory region sequence-specific DNA binding; DNA-binding transcription factor activity, RNA polymerase II-specific
Source: RefSeq, a predicted model, not a curated record
UGACAGCCAGAGAGAGAGAGAGAGAGAGAGAGCGCGAGAGAGCUAGUUGAGAAGAACUGCGUAGCAAACUGUUGGAAACUAGCGCCUGACAGAGUCCCUCUUGCACUCAACUUUAGGAUAAAGGACAAAGCGUUACAACGUCCAUAGAGGGUUGACUGACUGGCUGCCCGGAGGCUGUCUUUGUGGUCUCCCCUCCACUGGCUUCCACCAUAGGUGAGCAUCAAGUUUGUGGAGCUCCUGUUUAGAGUAACACAGAGCUGAAGACCGCAGGGUGUGGAAGCAUGGCGGUGUGGAUCCAGGCCCAGCAGCUGCAGGGGGACGCGCUGCACCAGAUGCAGUCCCUCUACGGGCAGCACUUCCCCAUCGAGGUGCGACACUACCUGUCCCAGUGGAUCGAGGGCCAGCUCUGGGAUGCCAUCGACCUGGAGAACCCCCAGGAGGAGUUCAAAGCCAAACGCAUGCUGGAGGGUCUGAUCCAGGAGCUGCAGAACAAGGCGGAGCACCAGGUGGGGGAGGACGGCUUCCUGCUGAAGAUCAAGCUGGGCCACUACGCCAGCCAGCUCAAGAGCACGUAUGACCGCUGCCCACUGGAGCUGGUGCGCUGCAUCAAACACAUCCUCUACACGGAGCAGCGGCUCGUCAGGGAGGCCACCAACUCCAGCUCUCCGGUGGGCAGCAUGAUGGACAGCAUGUCCCACAAGUACCAGCAGAUCAACCAGGCGUUCGAGGAGCUGCGCCUGCUCACGCAGGACACAGAGAACGACCUGCGCAAGCUCCAGCACAACCAGGAGUACUUCAUCAUCCAGUACCAGGAGAGCCUCCGCAUCCAGGCCCAGCUGAGCAGCCUGGCCUCGCUGCCCCCUGCGGACAGACAGCUGCGGGAGCCGGCAUUGCUCAGCAAGAGGGCGACCGUGGAGGCGUGGCUGACGAGGGAGGCCAACACACUACAGAAGUACAGACUGGACCUGGCGGAGAAGCACCAGAAGACCCUGCAGCUGCUGAGGAAGCAGCAGACGGUCAUCCUGGAAGACGAGCUCCUCCAGUGGAAGAGACGCCAGCAGCUGGCCGGGAACGGGGCCCCCCCAGAGGGGGGCCUGGACAUCCUGCAGUCCUGGUGUGAGAAGCUGGCGGAGACCACCUGGUUGAACCGGCAGCAGAUCCGCAGGGCGGAGCACCUCAGGCAGCAGCUGCCCAUCCCUGGGCCCAUCGAGGAGCUGCUCAACGACCUCAACAGCACCGUCACCGACAUCAUCUCAGCACUGGUUACCAGUACAUUCAUCAUUGAGAAGCAGCCUCCACAGGUGCUGAAGACUCAGACCAAAUUUGUGGCCACCGUGCGUCUCCUGGUGGGAGGCAAGUUGAACGUGCACAUGAACCCCCCACAGGUCAAGGCAACCAUCAUCAGUGAACAGCAAGCCAAGGCCCUGCUGAAGAAUGAAAGCACAAGGAACGACAGCAGCGGGGAGAUCCUCAACAACAACUGUGUGAUGGAGUACCACCAGACCACAGGAACACUCAGUGCCCACUUCAGAAAUAUGUCUUUAAAGAGGAUCAAGCGGUCGGACCGGCGAGGGGCCGAGUCCGUCACAGAGGAGAAGUUCACCAUCCUGUUUGAGUCCCAGUUCAGCGUGGCGGGGAACGAGCUUGUGUUUCAAGUCAAGACAUUAUCUCUUCCAGUAGUGGUGAUCGUACACGGCAGCCAGGACAACAACGCCACAGCAACAGUACUGUGGGAUAAUGCUUUUGCCGAACCGGGCCGGGUCCCCUUCCUGGUGCCAGACAAGGUGCUGUGGCCCCAGCUCUGCGAGGCCCUUAAUAUGAAGUACAAGGCGGAGGUGCAGAGCAAGCGCGGCCUGUCUGAUGAGAACCUGAUGUUCCUGGCCACCAAGGCCUUCUCCAGCAACCCGGAGUCUGACUGCCGGAACAUGACCAUGACCUGGUCGCAAUUCAACAGGGAGAGCCUGCCUAACAGGAACUUUACGUUCUGGCAGUGGUUUGACGGAGUCAUGGAGCUCACGAAAAAACACCUCAAACCACACUGGAAUGAUGGAGCCAUCCUAGGCUUUGUGAACAAGCAGCAGGCUCAGGACAUGCUGCUCUCCAAGCCCAAUGGUACCUUCCUGCUGCGCUUCAGUGACUCGGAGAUAGGCGGCAUCACCAUCGCCUGGGUGGCAGAGAACCCCAACAAAGCAGGUGAGAGGAUGGUGUGGAACCUCAUGCCCUACACAACCAAAGACUUCUCCAUCCGCUCCCUGGCCGAUCGCAUCAGCGACCUCAACCACCUGCUGUUCCUUUACCCCGACCGGCCCAAGGAUGACGUCUUUGCCAAGUACUACACCCCACCCCUCUCCAAAGCAGUAGACGGCUACGUCAAGCCACAGAUUAAACAAGUGGUGCCUGAGUUUGCCACAGCCAAUCACGACCCGGCGAGCGGCAAUCCCACCUACAUGGACCACGGUGCCUCCCCUGCCCCCCUCAGUCACCCACAUAGCUACGCCAUAUACCCACCCAUGAGUGACUCCAUGCUGGACGGCGAGGGAGAGUUCGACCUGGACGACACCAUGGACGUGGCGAGGCACGUGGAGGAGCUUCUGCGGCGGCCCAUGGACAGCCAAUGGAGCGGCCCGCAAUCCUGACCUUUGACCCUGAAACCCCGCCCCCUCGACCCCCCCGUCCUGUCCUGUCCUGCUCCUAACAAUACAGAAAUGAAUCCUGCCUCUCCGUGCACCGAACCUCUUGACAUUUCUCAUGGUUGAAUUCCAUUUGUUUCUCAUUUGUGGUUGUAUGUCCUCUUCAUUUUGUUUCGUUAUUUUUAUUUUAUUUUUUUGGUUUUUGUUAGUUCGGGAUGUCUACAAUGUGAAAUGUUCCUAAUGGUUGUGAUCGUUAUUCUUUCCAGCAUGAAAAACAUGCAUGUCAGUGACCUAUCUUUAGAUGUCUUCUCGGCAUAUCUGUAAAACUGACUCGUAAAUAAAAGAAAAAAGAAAAAAAUAUGUUACAGAAUUCUGAUGAAGAAAAACAGAACAAAACUAUUAAAAAGCAUUGCGCAUGCUCUUCGGUUGUUUUUCCAACAGAAAGAUAUUUUAUUUUUAUUAUAUUUUUUAAUGCUACUGUAUCAAGUCCCGUCGACGGCUGUCAUGUUUUUAUGUUUCAUAUCCUCCGGUGUAAAUUGAUAUUUACAUUGAAGCUGCCGUUUGCGCAACAACCAUCUUUAGAAAUCUGUGCUUAUCUGUUUUGUCCACCUGACCGGAGAUGAUGCAACAGAGGUGGCUCAUCUCUUAAGGUCCACAUACACUAAUACAAAUGCAACGCUUGCUACUGGCUGACUCCACCUCCUCUCUCUCUCUCUUUCAUGCUCCAAUACAUCAAUCAAAUGCAUGUGGGCGAGUAUAUGAUUGUUUGUUCUUUAAGGGCACCAGGGGGAAGGGUGAGUGAUCACUCUCUCAUUCUCUCUUCCUCUUUUUUGCUCUAUCCCUCCAUAUGACAGGGCUAUUCAUCCUCUAUUUGUCAUCGAAAAAUGCAAAUUUUUCUCCCCUCUGCUCUGUGACCUGCUCUAUUCGAUCAUCAUCGUUGACUUAACGAUGAUGGGCUCCCAGCAUGACGUAGGGCUCACGCUUAGCCUCCGCUCGUUCCUCUGUGCUUGAUGUACAGCAGGAUCGAGAAGGAAUGGCAUGGGGGACGAGAGGUUGAUGUGUUUUGAAUUGUUUCAGACUUGAAAACCACUUUGCUGUUUUUGUUUUGCCACAUCCGUUGUCGGCUCCUGUCUCUGUGUGGGGAUACUAUACUGCCAUGUGCACACGUGUGACGUCAAAACAACAUGGAG